Molecule: messenger RNA, 2421 nt
Organism: Pichia kudriavzevii
Lineage: Eukaryota; Fungi; Ascomycota; Pichiomycetes; Pichiales; Pichiaceae
Exons: 1
Coding region: 1-2421 (806 amino acids)
Biological process (GO): tRNA splicing, via endonucleolytic cleavage and ligation
Cellular component (GO): nuclear inner membrane
Molecular function (GO): phosphoric diester hydrolase activity; RNA ligase (ATP) activity; ATP binding
Source: RefSeq, a predicted model, not a curated record
AUGACAGCAGUAUCAUUUGAACCCCUUAUCUUUUCCAAGGAAAGAGCAAGAGAGGAAAUUGGGAAGUCCCGGACGCUUGUUGAAACCUUGUUGAAGUUAUCUGAAGAGGACAAAAAAAGUGUCAAGAGGAUAGACAAUGUGAUCUAUGGGACCAGUAUCCCUGUGAUCAGCUGGAAGUUCAACGAAUGGGAUUAUUACAGUAAGAGGAAGAGGUUGCCCUCAUAUGCACGUGGUCUUUUCACCAGCGAAGAUGGUGUCAUUAUGUGUAGAGGGUACGACAAAUUCUUCAAUAUGAAUGAAAUGACGAGUGUCAAGGAGGAUAUUUUGAGAUCAGAAACUACUGGUCCAUAUAGUGUCACUGUUAAGAGUAAUGGAUGCAUUGUUUUCAUUUCCGGUUUGGAGGAUGGUACGUUGAUGGUUUGCUCCAAACAUUCAACGGGAAAGCAUGAAGGCCUGACCAAGAACCAUGCAAUGGUGGCCCAAGAGAGAUUGUUGAAGCAAUUGGCUGAGAAUGAUAUUGAACAGAGCACCCUAGGAGAGCUACUAUAUAGAUCUAACAUGACUGCAGUAUGUGAAUUUUGUGAUGAUGAUUUUGAGGAGCAUGUUCUAGAAUACAAAGAAGAGAAGGCGGGAUUGUAUUUGCACGGGUUAAAUUUGAACACCGUUGAUUUCCACACAUACCCCAUUGAGAAAGUGGAACAAUUUGCCCUAAUGUUUGGCUUCAAGCCAACAAAAUAUCUGAAAUUCAAUACAUUCGAUGAAACACUAAGUUUUAUGAACGAAUGCAGUAAAACGGGUACCUUCCAAGGGGAAGAAAUUGAAGGUUUUGUGAUACGAUGUUAUCGAAACAAUCAAGAUUACUUUUUUAAAUAUAAGUUUGAGGAGCCGUACCAUUUAUAUAGAGAAAUGAGGGAGGUGACCAAACAAUUCAUCAGCGAUGGAACACUUAAAUUUGGUAAGCAUAAGUUGAUUUGUAUGGACUACAUCAAAUAUGUCAUGCCAUACCUUGUGACCGAUGAGAAGUUGAAAGUGAACUUUAUGGACAACAAAGGAAUCAUUGAAUUGAGAAAGAAAUACUUUGAGUCAAAGAAAACAACCGGUAUUCAAAUGGUUAAGGAUGAACUGACCAUGUUUGACCUGGAGGAUGAGAUGAAGAAGCUCAAGUUUGGUGAAACCAAGUCAAAUAGGUAUGUAUUGAUAACCGUUGCAACCAUUGGGUGCGGGAAAACAACCACAGCUGUUGGAUUACAACAGCUAUAUCCGGAACUUAUUUCACAUGUUCAAAAUGAUAAUAUCCAAACACCAGGAAAGGACAAGCUUGUUGAAGCUGCAUUGGAUGUGCUUGCAUCCAAGCCAAUUGUAAUAAUAGAUAAGAACAACCAUAAAGUCCAGGAAAGGAAACAGAUUUUUGAUUCCUUUGAUAAAUGCAAUGAUACGAUUCCAAAGUCAAAACUGAAGUUUAUUUGCCUUAACUUCUUAGAUCACGCCCCAAAGGGUGAUAAACAGCUAUGGGAAAUUACAAGGGAAAGAGUUGUUGGAAGAGGGGACAACCAUCAGUCGAUCAAGGUGGAAACCGAUGGUAUUGGAAAUGCGGAGAAAAUCAUGAGAGGAUUUAUUAGUAGAUUCCAGCCAAUUACUCCAAAUAGACUCCCUGACUCAAGGUUUGAUUAUAUUAUUGAUCUUGAUGUCACUCAACGUGACUCUAGCUUAACUAAUCUGAAAAAAAUUGUGAAAGAAUUAAAAGAAAUAAUCACUGAUGUUGAAUUGGAAGUACCUGCUGAAGAGGACAUAAUCAAAGCAUUUGAGAAGGCGAAAACAUAUAAACCAACUUUUGUCAAAAAAGUAAAGCCAACAAAACGUAAGCCAUCAUAUUUUGGCGCAUUUGUUGAUGCAAACGUCCUAUUAGAGACUGUCAAAUCACGAAACAUUGAUUUUUAUGAAAGACUACUUCAAUUGAAUAGAGUGCAGUCUGACUUUCAUGUCACUCUUGUUCACUCAGCUAUGAGAAGAGAAGGUGAUUUGAAAAGACAAUGCUGGGAAUUGUAUCUCAAUACGUUCAAGACUGGAGUCACCAAAUUUGCCGAUGCAUCAGUUGAAAUCCCAGCGAAUAAUAAAUGUAUUUUGCCUGAUAAUUAUACAAUGGAUAUAGAAUUACAAAGAAUCAUAUGGGAUUCUAAAGUCAUGUGUGUGGAGGUUGAGAUACUUGGAUUCCAUCACAAUGGUGAGAGCGUAGGAUUAUCAUAUGCCAAUGAUCAUGCGCACGUUACUAUUGGAACGAUUGACAAGCAGUUCCCUCCAAUGUUAGCAGGUGUUAUGCUAAGGAAAUACCACACAGGAAAAGAAGCUGACAAUAUCAAUGUCGUUGAGUUAAAUGAGAAAAAAGUGAUGAAGGGUCUUCCCCUGUAUGUCUUUAUGAAUUAG